ACGAUAGGCAAGCCCGACCACCACAUCAAAGUAGCAGCAACGGUCAGUUUCAGUAUUUUGUGAUAAACAACUAUUCAAUAGAAAGGAAAAAAAUAUAUACAUCAAAGUUCACAAUUACACAAGAUUGUACUUUUUUCUAUCAACUGUACUUUAAAUAAUUCAGCUGAUGUACAAUUUUACAAGUCAUUAUGCAAAAUAGAUAUCACAUUCAAAUUUAUGCACAUAGGUGUGUCAUUUUAUUUUUUUUUUAUAUCAACCAAUGACAAACUUUAGAAAAAAAAGGGGUAUAAUUUAUAAAAACCGGUACUAGAUCAUUUCUUUCCCAUAGAUACUAUUUAAAACAAAUAUAAACUAUUGAAACAUUGAAUUCAUUCGACAAACAACCGAAAAAAAAUGGUUUGUUGUAAAAAACAAAAUAAAAUUUAUGAUUAUGUUGAUAAAAUUCAUUCACAUCUUAAUUCCAAAGAAUUAGAAUUAUUAGAACGUCAAUUUAUAUUAGAUUGUAUUGCUGUUAGACAAAUAUGUGAUGAUUAUUCUAAAGCAAAUCCAAAACAUGGAUCUAUUAUACCACCAUAUAAUGGACAAUUAGAUCCAUAUGCUAAAUCAUAUUUUGAGUCAUUGAAUAUACAAAAAUUAUUAGAGAAAACUGGUCAGGUUAGUUUUGUUUAAUAUAUGUAUAUGUAUAUUUUUUUUCAUGGUUGAAAUCAUGAGUUAAUUGAAGAUAGAUCACCAUGGAAAACUUGGAGGUACUGGACGGCCGUUUCGUCCUA
Schistosoma rodhaini is the source of this 770-nucleotide messenger RNA. Lineage: Eukaryota; Metazoa; Platyhelminthes; Trematoda; Strigeidida; Schistosomatidae. The record is from the annotation of a GenBank genome assembly.